GGAAGCAAAAGUUAGUUACAAAUGUUUAAGUUGUGUUUAAUAAUAACGUUUCUAAAUUAUUUUCCUAUAAAUUAUGCAAGUUCAAUAGAAAGUGAUGUAGAUUACUUGCCGCAUUAUGUUUCCGAUUUAGCUAUGAGCUCCGAUCUAGAGCAACAAUUGAAAAAAAAGCUUGAUCAAAAAAAGAAAAGGGAAGAGAGACUUCACAAAUUAAACGCACAUAUAGCUAAAGACACUGAAUAUUUUGAGGAAAUACCUCAUUUUGCAGUAAACAGUUUGAAGCGUUUAAGGGGCAAGCAAUCAAGAAUUGAAAAUGCUUUCAAAAAAAUUGUAGGGAUGAUUGGAGUCAAGUAUACGUACAAAAGGGAUUCUGACUGGAGGACAUGGAGAGAAGUAACUUAUCCAAAAAAGAAAAAGGAAGUAAUAUGUUACAGGUGUCAAAAUAUCGUAAAACCUGAAAGUAAUUGUAGCAACUGUCACGUAGGCGGAUAUUGGGUAAUUGAGGAUAAGCAGCCACGAUGUUCCUACGAAAUACUUUACUUUAAAAAUAACAAGGAGUUGUGUGUGGCACAUUUUUGGCAGUUAAAUAAAGCGAGAUCAAACUCCUGCCCAGCCGCGAUUCCCUUAAAUGAAAUAUCUAGUUGUGGAGUUCCAAUGAUUACAAAAUAUGUAGUCAAUGCGGAUUACUCGAAAAACGUUUCUGAACGCACUUUACCCGCCAUUUGUCAAACGCGGGAAAGGUGUGAAUUUUCAACUGUUUAUUCUGUAAACCCAGAAAGCAUAGUAUUCAGAAUUGUGAAUACAACAAACAACAUAAUUUAUUCUAGAAUCAUGAAAAGGAACAAGAAAAAAUACGUGUGCGUCGAUAACUGCGGCAUAUUUAAUUUUGACACUCUGAGUGCUACAAGAAAGGAGGACCAUUUAGUUUUAAACCUUUUAAAUUCGAAUAAAAAGAAACGUGACAACCCUAGGCCUAAAAAAAACAAAUAUGCGCGCCAAAACUUGAAAUCAAAUGACGGUGCGUUCAAUAAAAAUGAUUUAUUAGUAUACAAUAACUAUAACUAUGAACAACCAUUAGAUAGAGGUCAGAGUACCACACCCAAUCCACCGAUGUGCAAGCAAAUACUUUUAAAAGAACUUUACCGUGAUUUGAACGACGAAAAUUUUACAUAA
Molecule: messenger RNA, 1170 nt
Organism: Cydia fagiglandana
Lineage: Eukaryota; Metazoa; Arthropoda; Insecta; Lepidoptera; Tortricidae
Exons: 3
Coding region: 22-1170 (382 amino acids)
Source: RefSeq, a predicted model, not a curated record